CCAUGCCAAUUGCCAUGUGGUUAAUAAGAAUGUAAACAUAAAGCAGACACAAAACAUCAGUUUUUUAGUGGUUUAAAUAAUAUUACACUGGUCUAAAUAAUAUUUAAAAUUUUCUAGAAAAAAAAAUCACAUUUUUUUUAAAAGAUGCGCUGUAAAAAGAAAUCUGGUGAAAAAAUUGUGUUCAAUUAUCCAGAUGAUGAAAUUGAAAAACUUAAAAAUGAUCCGGAAUCUUGCUAUUCGUAUUUUAUUGACAUCAAUUCUGCUAGAGAUGCUGUGCAUCAAAUUAAUCUUUUGAAACAGAUGCAGAAUAAAUUAAUUCUGAAGAAUUAUGCUGAACUUAAAUCACACCCAGACCUAAAUGUUAUUUGUUUUAUGUUUUAUGAAUCACCUUUAAACAGUUAUCAUAAAAAGACUUUGAGUCAAAUUUUGAAGAUUUUAUGUCAAGUGCAUCCAGAAGCUAUUAAAAUUUCUUUACUGAGUAGUUUAGAAUUAUUUCUAACACAUUCACUUCAAGUUGUUUCAGCAAAGGAAAUUGAAAAGUUUACUGACUGUUUGCUGGGUCUUUUAGAUAAUUUUCCACAAGGUACAUUUAUUGUUGAGAAAAAAUAUGAUAUUGUUUGGAAGCACAUCAGUGAUAUUUUGCAGUAUGUUGUUAGCAAAUUAAAUGAGCCCAGUGCUGCUGAUUUAUUUGGGGCUUGCCUGCUAGUGCUCAAAGCAUAUUUUCUGAUUAUUCAAAAUUGUCCUGAAAUAAGAAAACUGUUAACUUAUAAUGAUGACAAAAAUUUUAAAUCUUGCUGUAACAACAUUAUUAAAGCUUUGGAAGCUUUACUAUUACAUAAUAACACAAUUUUAAAUUGUCGCUACAAUGCUGGAAUUGCAUGGUGUUGUUAUUACAAUAUUGUUGAUUCAAAAAUGUUUAAGGAUAAUGUUUUCAAUCCAAGUAGAAAUACUUCUUUUGAGUUGGAAAAAUAUCCCAUUACUUCACAGCUCUGUAUUUAUGCUGGGACUAUGACUGUCCUUCCUACAGAAGAAUUCAUUUCAACUUUAUUUGAUGAUAUUAUUGCAAAAAUUAUUCUUCAAAAGAUUCUUCAUAUUUCUGAAAGAAUUGAAGAUGUUGAACUUCUAUUAUUGUGUGGAAGAGAUUUAAACCAAUGGUGCAAUAAAAUAUGUGAGAUACUCAAAAUUGCUUGCAGUGAUUCGCAGUUUGAAUCGAAAAUAAGUGAAGUUAAAAAAAUGUUCAUGGAAGGUGGAGAUGAAAUGCAUGUUCUUUUUGAAUAUGUAUUGCGUUACAGAGAACAUUAUGUAGAUACUUUGAGACAUUUGAGUAAGGAACUGUAUAAGAAAAUUUUGCAUCUUCAUAUGUUAUCCAUAGGUGUAAGCCCUUAUGAAAGCCCAGUGCUGAAGAAAAUGGCCAAUUUCCUAUUGAAUGUUUUACCUCAACAUUCUCAAGGCAAAUAUGGUUUGCUGAGUUCUAUUGCUGACUUAGUUGGAACUAAUACUAUUUUGCAAUGGCAACCAUCUCUACCAGAAAUAUUAUAUAAAGGGUUAAACGAGGUUAAUUUAUUUUCACAUAUUUCUGAACUUUUAGAAAUAUUAUUUAGAAAACCUCACAGUGAGGAAGAUAAUGCAAGAUUCAAUGAAAUUUGGUUGAAACCACUUGUGAAGUAUCUUAAUUCAGAUUCCAAAGAAUUUGCUAUUGCUGUGAAUGAGCAUGUUUUGCCUAAACUUCAUAAAGAGAGACCUGAAAACCUGGAAUUUUUAAUAGGAGAACUGUUGGAGAUGACUAAUCAAGAAAAAGGAAAUUGCUUUAGUGUUUCCAUGACUUGUAUUAAAUUGUAUCAGAGGAAAAGCUUGAAUAAAACAGUUUUUGAUUUUAUGUCAGUUGAAUGUUUACGAAAAGCAUUGUCUCAUGCUGAUGAUCAAGUCCGAUUGUCUGCUUUUUCAAUGAUUUGUGAAAGUGCCAAAACAACUGAAGUUGUUAAUGAGAAAACAUUUAAAUUAAUUAUGGAGUUACUUCCUUAUAGUAUGAAUUGUCAAGCUCCAGCAUUUAGACAACAAUUAGUAUCACAUAUGAAAAAGUUGCUAAGCAGGAUGGUUGAUAGCAAGAAUACUUUCUCCAGAAAAAAGGCUGAUUAUCCUGAACAAAGGGAUUAUUUUACAUCCAUUGAAAUUGCCUAUGAGGAAUUCUUGAAUUGGCUUAAAAAAUAUCUAUACAGUUGCUUAUUUCCUGGUGCUAAUUUUCCUCGCCGUGUUACUGCUCUGAAUUUACUAUUUCUUCUUCAUAAGUUCUUUCCUGAAGCAUUAUGUUUUUCUGAAACGUUAGAAGAAACUCAAACAUUACUGUAUGCUCUUCAAGAUACAUAUGAGAAUAAUAAACAAAUAUCUUUAAAAAUAUUGCAGUCUGUUAAUACUUCAGUUUUAGGAACAGAGGAUGAAGAUUAUCUUAAAACUCUUCUGGAAACAUCUUUGGUACUUGCAUCUAGUGCCAAACCACCUGAUACUGUUACUGCAGCAUAUAUGUUUGCCUUCAUGGUUAAAUCUAAAAAUUUUGAGACUGUUCUAUUAAAUCACUUACUAAUAUCUAUGGAAAAUGGUCCAUCUUUGUUGCAUUUUAAAAAAGACUCACUUUCUAGAGUAUCCAAUUCAUCAGCCUUCAUUGGAUUAUUGCUUCUAACUUGUGAAUUGUUGAAGCACCUAAAAAUAGCCCAGGAUAGCUUGUGUGAUGCUGCAGCUUCUGCUCCUUUAUAUGGAAUUCUUGCUUGCAUUAGAAGUAUUAUUUCCGAAAUAGAUUUUCAAAUGUUAGGUGAUAAUGUGUCUCUUCGUGAAUGGUCUAAUUUAAUUCGAGAACUAAUAUCAUUGAGCAUUCAAGUAGCAAAGGUUGUAGAACCUGUGGUGUCUAAUGCGUCACCUGAAGGGCACUUACCAAUGGAUCCUGAUUCAGAUAGUAUUUUAAAACUUCAAGCUACUAUUCGACGAAGUAUUGGAAAACGUUUUCAGACUGCUGUUAUAGAAUCGGAAGCCUGUGUUCCAGAAUUUGAUCAGGUUGUUUUGGAUAAAGUUAAAUCACAUGCUGUUUCAGCACAGAUAUUACUUUUAUGCUGUUGGAGGACCCAUAAAGAAGUUUCCUUGCUGUUUGGAGAAAUUUCUGAUCGAAUUCCUGUCAGUAAUGAUGAUAACAUUGAAUCUGGAAUUUUAUAUGUUGCUCAGAUUAAAGUUGUUGGUGAUUAUUUCAUGCAUCAAAUGGCAUCUGUUAAACAUAAGGGUGCUUUUGAACAAGCUUAUAUUGGAUUUAGUAAGCUCUGUAGAAUGCUAUGGAGAUCGUCUGUAGUAGAACUACAAGAAUUACCUCAGAACUGGCUAAAUGAUCUUUGCUUAGCUAUUAAGGGCUUAAAAGAGGAUAAGAAUUUCUGUUAUACCAGGAGAAGUGCAGGUUUGCCUUUCAUUACGCAGGCAAUUUUGGCUUCUGAACCUAGUAUAUCAAGUUCAACAUUUUUCAAAAAUACUAUAUCUUCAUUUCUUAAAAUGGCAUCGAGUCAGAAAGAUGAUGGAAAUAUAGAUGAAAUGGUUCAUGCUCUCAACAUCUUACGAGCUUUAUUUCGGGAUUCAUGCUUAAGUGAUUUUCUUAUACCUUUUGUGUCUGAAGCUUUAAUGAUUUCAAUCACUGGAUUCAAGUCUCAUUAUUGGAUAGUUCGAAAUUCGUCACAUCUUUUAUUCAGUGCUCUCAUGACUAGAAUCUUUGGUGUGAGUGGUCCACAAGAUGAAAUAGGGAAAAAGAAUAGGCUUACUAGUCGGACUUUCUUUUCAUAUUACAAAGAGAUGUAUGCCUUCUUGUAUGAUGAAUUGAAACAGUGUACUGAAAUUAUGAAUCAGAAUCGAGAAAGUCUUAUUCUUGUACCAUCUUUAUAUCCCAUUCUUCUUGUAUUGGGGAGAUUAUACCCAGCACCUGGUGAAUGUGAUUCUCGUCUUGUAUCUUUUCUACCAUUUUUGAAUGUUUGCUCUGCCAGCCCUAUUUGGAAAGUACGAAUUUUAGCUGCCCAAGCUUUAGUUCCUUUAAUAUCAGCAGAAAGUUUCGUUUCAACUCUUCAAUCUCUGUUUGAUUCUCUGCCACAUAAUGGCCAAGUUAUUACAGGUCACAAUCAAAUUCAUGGAAUAUGUCUGCAGGUUUUUUACCUUUUGAAAGAAUACUACCAUUUGCCAAUAGAAUGGAGGAAGGUGAUUGAAGAGAAUAUUCAUGCAUGGAUUCUUUCACAUGAUAAAUUAGCUUCAAAAGAAAAUACUUGUUAUACAACUAGAGUUGCAUUUUUGGAGAUUAUAUUACUUAGUUUAUCUAUAAAUUCCAAAUUAGGUUAUAACUUGCUGCUGGACAUGAUAAAAGAUGUGCUUUCUGAAAUUCAAUCAAUUUCAUCAGAUCCAGAUGUUAUUUGUAUGAAAGAGCAUUAUUUGUGUAUAUCUGCCACUGUGAUUUUUCUUUGUCUUCUUCAGUCUGAACAAACUCAAAUAGACAAUUUCCUGAAAGAAAUAGAUUCUACUUGUAAAAACUUGCCAACCUUAAUCCAAAAAUUUCUAGAAACUCCAUAUGAAAGUGUUCGAUGUAUGAUUUUGCACUGCUUAGUAUGCCUUUUCCAGAAGGAUACUGAUACUUAUAAAGAUGAUUUCAGUUCUUCAGCCAUUCCAAUAUUCUUUUCUAAUACAAUUGCUACUUCUAUUUCUACUUUGAAAAGGAAAACACAAUUUAUUUUAAAUAGACUUUGUAAUGACCAUGUCUUUUCUGCUUUUCUUGUAAAAAUGCUAGUUACAGAAGAAAAUAAUUCAUCUUGUUCAGGAAAAGUUUGCUAUCUUUUGAGUUUAAUGCCAUCAAUUGUUGAUUUGAAAUGGGAUUUUUGUGCGCCAAGAAUAUUCUCAUGUUCUUGUUCUAAAUUGGAGUAUGCUUUAGCACUUCUGCAAAACUGCCGAAGGGAUGAAAUAUCCAAUUUAAUAUUACUGUUUGCUUCUUGUCUUGGUGUCAAAGUAUAUCAACAUCUACCAAAACCUAUGACUACUGCAAAUUCUGGCUAUUGUGCAAGAUGUGUGCCCAUUUUAAGAAAAUGGUGUGAGAUGCUGGAAGAAAGUGCUCAACCAGAGAAUUGUGUUUCUAAAAGGAAAGCAGUUGUAAUAGCCUUUAAAAAAAUACCUCAAGGAUUUCUUCUAAAUGAAUUUAAAGUGUUAGAUGAACUUGCACUAAAGCUUUGGCAAAUACUCUUCAAUCUUAUUAUUGAUGAUGAACCUGAAAUAAAACAACUGGCUGCUGAAUUUAUCAGUUCCAUAGAAAUUUUCCAUCCAGACUUGGAAAGAAAAAUAUUGCCUGCUGUUCCAUCAUUUGCUCUAGAAUAUAUGAUAAAAAUUUUUGUUUCUGAAGAUAUCUGUCCUCUAUCUCGUCGUAUUGCAGUAUUGUUGAAUUGGAUGCUCUCUUGCAGAAUUCAAGCUGUUGAUUGCAUUACUGAUGAACAGCCAUUUGAUCGAGGAGAAUUAAAUGUUUAUGUUGAAGAUCUCUUUCUUACAAGUUUGACAUAUGACAUUCUCUCUUGGUAUUUAAAGUCUUUGAACAGGGAGGAUAUCUCAUCUCUACGAGUAUGUAAUUGGAAAGACAUCAGUAAUCCACAGGAAACCACAUUCACCUUUGAUGAAAUCGUUACAACCUGUCUAGAUGAACUGAAGCAAUUUUUUGAAUGCCUUCUUUCCAGAGAAGGAAUUUUGCCUCUCAUAGAUACUAAUUUUGAUCUACAAAUUUUACAGAUAAGCCAACGAUUGUAUGUUAUUUCAUGUUUUGCACAGUAUGUUUCAUUAAGUGUUAACUAUCAAGCUCUUGAAUUACUUGAAGACCUAAAAAUAAUUAAGUUCCGGACCUUUUUCUUUUGUGAAUUACUAUCUAUGACUCAUCUGUCUCUUAUAUCUUCUGUCCCUUCAAGAACAUAGCUUAUUGUACAUAUAUAUUUUAAAAUCUAGGAAAGUAAAAUAAAUUUUUUACAUUUUAUUCA
Molecule: messenger RNA, 6014 nt
Organism: Argiope bruennichi
Lineage: Eukaryota; Metazoa; Arthropoda; Arachnida; Araneae; Araneidae
Product: thyroid adenoma-associated protein homolog
Exons: 39
Coding region: 145-5952 (1935 amino acids)
Biological process (GO): tRNA methylation
Cellular component (GO): cytosol
Source: RefSeq, a predicted model, not a curated record